Fomitopsis serialis is the source of this 674-nucleotide messenger RNA. Its product is annotated as ubiquitin-carboxy extension protein fusion. The record is from RefSeq and is a predicted model, not a curated record. Gene Ontology annotation, molecular function: ubiquitin protein ligase binding; protein tag activity; structural constituent of ribosome. Gene Ontology annotation, biological process: modification-dependent protein catabolic process; translation; protein ubiquitination. Lineage: Eukaryota; Fungi; Basidiomycota; Agaricomycetes; Polyporales; Fomitopsidaceae. Gene Ontology annotation, cellular component: nucleus; cytoplasm; ribosome. Bases 47 to 433 code for a protein of 128 amino acids. The transcript is spliced from 4 exons.
GAACAUCCUCUCCAGCACAGUAUCGAACAGGCUCAGGCUAGCUACGAUGCAGAUCUUCGUCAAGACCCUCACGGGGAAGACGAUCACCCUCGAAGUGGAGUCUUCCGACACCAUCGACAAUGUGAAGGCAAAAAUUCAGGACAAGGAGGGCAUCCCGCCCGACCAGCAGCGCCUCAUCUUCGCUGGCAAGCAGCUCGAGGAUGGCCGCACCCUCAGCGACUACAACAUCCAGAAGGAGUCGACCCUGCACUUGGUCCUCCGUCUCCGUGGCGGUAUCAUUGAGCCCUCGCUGAAGGUGCUCGCCUCCAAGUACAACUGCGACAAGCAAAUCUGCCGCAAGUGCUACGCACGUCUCCCUCCCCGUGCGACCAACUGCCGCAAGCGGGGAUGCGGCCACUCUUCGCAGCUUCGCCCUAAGAAGAAACUGAAGUAGUGGGUUUCGCCUCUGGCGCUGGUUUUUUGCUGUGUCGAUGGUCUGCACUACUACUCGCAUCCUGAGGGACAUCCCUCACUCAUGUAUCCCAUAUGACCCACCAUCCAUGACAUGAGCUUUUCCCUCAAGUGUCGCGUCGUAAAGUUGGUCGCAGCUUACAUACAUUGGAACGUCAGGUCAGUGCUUGCACGCAGAUCAUCGGGCUUCAAGUUCUGUACACACAAGAAUGGGUUCGUUUGGC